Molecule: messenger RNA, 1415 nt
Organism: Mercenaria mercenaria
Lineage: Eukaryota; Metazoa; Mollusca; Bivalvia; Venerida; Veneridae
Product: rhomboid-related protein 4-like
Exons: 7
Coding region: 142-1116 (324 amino acids)
Cellular component (GO): membrane
Molecular function (GO): serine-type endopeptidase activity
Source: RefSeq, a predicted model, not a curated record
CUUUUUUCUGCGAUUUACACGUAAACAUCCGGUGACGUCAUUGUAAUGGCGCCCUCCAUAAAAUGAUCGCAUUUUGUAUAUAACAAGUAAAUAUCGAAUACCGUAAGACUUGUCAGUAGUGAAAGUUAACAGACAAGAAAGAUGUUUCGUUCAAGGAGACGAGAAAACUUCGGAGUUAUGCUGCUGGCCCUGCAGUUAUUUCAGUUCGGAUUUGACAGAAUACCACCGGUCACACUUGUAUCAAUAUUGGGGCAGGUUGCAAUAUUCCUUCGCAUUGGCGACCUAGACAGGUGGUUUGGAUCUGUUCAAGACGUGUGUAUCAGUACUCAUUAUGUAUUAACACAGAAACAGUGGAGUCGACUCAUUCUCGGAACAUUAGUUCAUGGCAGUGACAUGCAUCUUUAUUUCAAUAUGGUGUCUUUACUAUGGAAGGGGGUGUUUUUAGAGAGACGGUUUAAAAGUCAGUAUUUUGCAUACCUGUUGGCUGUAUUUACUGUGUUGUCGAGUGUGAUUCUGGUUGGACUCAACUGGGUGAUGGCUGAGGUGUUUGGUGACAGGUCAUACAUGCUAGGCUGUGCUGUAGGAUUUUCAGGUGUUAUAUUUGCCCUGAAGGUGUUGACAAUACACUACUCGCCCACCGGGCUCCACUAUGCCCUAGGAUUUAUACCUGUUCCAUCCAAAUAUAUCUACUGGGUAGAGCUGGGCCUAAUCCAGCUUAUCUAUCCCAAUGCCUCAUUUACAGGUCAUUUAGCAGGUAUCCUGGUUGGUUUACUCUACAUUAAAGGUCCACUUAAACACAUUAUGGACAGUUUUUGGCCACCAGAUCCAUCCUACAGAUAUACAGCAGGGACAGCUGGGUAUCAGAGGCCUAAUACUAGAGGAUAUACUAUAGGAGGAAGACGGGCAGAGUACAGAGCCAAUUAUGAGGAUAAUAGGAAUGAUAAUUACAGAGAUAAUAGAUAUGAUGAAUAUACAGGUGGUCUCAGUGAGGAGGAACAGUUGAGACGAGCAACAGAACAAAGUCAUUGGGAUAACAGAGGGCAAAACAGUCAACAGGACAGACUAUAUCCAGAUUUAGAUGAAAUACGAAGAAGACGGGCUGACCGGUACACUUGAUGCAGCUUACAGACUACUUCCAUUUUUGUGUAUUUAUUGGGCUAAGAAAGAUGCCAUGGACAAGAACUGUGAUACUUAUUUGGUGCAUGUGUCUGUAUCUGCACAAAAUCCCUGUAUUAAGAUUUUUCUGGCUGAUUGUUAUGGCAAAAAUGCCAUCACCCACUCUCAUUGUGUUCAUGACUUAUAUGCUUGGUUGUAUUCUCUGCUUCCAAAGGAGUUUUUACAGAUUUUGUAAACUAUCACAACAGCAAUCUUUCAGUGCCUUGUGUUGGCGGUAAAAAAGUCUUCCUGCACUAGGA